This is a messenger RNA of Biomphalaria glabrata, 2450 nucleotides long. RefSeq lists its product as uncharacterized. The record is from RefSeq and is a predicted model, not a curated record. Lineage: Eukaryota; Metazoa; Mollusca; Gastropoda; Planorbidae. Bases 162 to 887 code for a protein of 241 amino acids. The transcript has 6 exons. Gene Ontology annotation, cellular component: acetylcholine-gated channel complex.
GAAAUGGAAAAAAUAAACAAGUUUAUAGGAGUGUUACGGGGAGUCGCUGAACUUAGCAUUACCUUCUUAGGUAUUCAAUUUUAGAAGCAAGCUGUGAAGUCUAAGUACUCUUAAGUGUCUGAGUAGGCAGAGGAUAGGCUUUAGGCAGCACUUUUGAAAACAUGCUGAGAAUUGUUUUGUUUGCUCUGUGGGCUCUAAAUGUUGUUCAUGCUCAGCCCAAGCUAGAAUGGCUGCCUGAGGAGCUCUAUAAUCCUCAGGUAGAACCACAGAAAUGUGGACUCAAGUAUAAUGAACCCGGUUUUGUUUGUGACCCUAAUCGAAUUCUAGGAGAAGACAUCCACAGCAUUAACUGGCACUUAAAAGAUGCAGCUUAUAAUGGCACUAAGUGUCCCUGCAGUAACUUCUAUUGUGAGCGUGACCCCUACCCUGCUAAAGGAUACCACAUAGGUGUGGCCCUGGUCAAGAAAAUGGUGCUUCAGAAAAAUGGUGAUGGCAGUAAUAAUUCAGUCAAAGACCAAGCUCAGCUGUUUGCUUACAUAUUAGAAAAUGAAAAGUGGAAGAUGGGUAGAUGUGAAGAAGACAUCAUUAUAUUUUACUCAUUGGAUGACAAUGUGCUUUCUCUCUAUGGAGGAUCUACAGCUAUUGCAAAGCUAUCACCAUAUUAUCGUAAUCUUCUGAUCCAUAAAGUGGCAUCAAGAUUCAAUGAAGGUCGAAUAGUGGAAGCUCUUCAUAAUCUCAUUUACAAUAUGAAGAAAGUCUUGAAUUGUGACCCAUCCUUUGAAAAUAACUGUGAAUUACAUGACUUGGUUUCUGCUUCCAGCAUCAUGACCUUGAACUUGAUGAUUGCUGUAGGAUCUGUCCUGACAAUGUUAUUCAUGUUUUUUUAAUCAAUUAUUUCUUUUUAUUCUCAUUUGAGCAUGUCAUGGCAAAUUCAAUGUAAGGACUCGAUUUAUUUAUUUCUAAAUUGAUCAUCCCUUUUUUUUUUAAUAACUUCGUUUUCCAUCCAUAUCAAACAUAUAUACGUAUUCAACAUAAACCUUUGAGUUUUCAUUACAGUUAUUCUGUCAGGAUCUCAAUAAAUAAUUUAGGCUGAAAAAAAUGCAUACAUCUAUUAUUUCAACAAAUACUAUUGUCUUUAACAGAAAUAGAAGCUAAGAAAUGUUUAUCUCCUGAUAUAGUUGGGCAAUAGUAAAUAGAGUACUCUCAUUUGAUCUGCACUAUUAUUACAAGAUGUGUCCAAAAAAUUUUCUCCCAGGGGUGGGUUGGGUGUUAAUGUAAAAUAAGUAACAUUGAGAUUAUGGUUCCUAUCCAAAAAUUCUUAAGAUAUUGGUCAUUUUAUGACCUGAUAGAGGUCAGCAAAUCUUUGUCUCUGCUGGCUAUACCCCAGAUAAAAAAAAAAUGUCUGUUUGGGGUCAUUUGAUGAUGAGGCUAGUGCAUAUUGUAAUUUAAAAUAUAAUUCCAUAUUGUAACAUCAUAACCAUAAUAGAGCUUAGCUAUUUGUUUGUUUCAUUACUGUAUAUGUAGAGUUAGUUCCUUGGUCUAGUUAAAUCUUUUCCAUUGUAUGUAUUUAAAAUGUGCUUUACAUUAAUUCUUAGCAUUUCUGUUAUAAUUUUUUACUGCCACAUCAUUCAUAGAAACCACUAAAUUUCUUCUUUCGAAUGGUUGGGGAAUUUUAAUAUAUCUUUAUAUAUAUAUAUAUAUAUAUAUAUAUAUAUAUAUAUAUAUAUAUAUAUAUAUAUAUAUAUAUAAAAUUGAUUACAACUUUUCUACAAGGCUGUGAAGCAUUUCUUGUUCUCAACAUGGACUGUUAAUGCAUGUUGUUGGCAGCUUUGAUGGUGCUAUUUUAUAAAACUGUUUCAAUAUUCUUCUGUGUAACACAGAAAUUGUGCUAUACCUGUAUAUUAUUUUUUUUUAUACACUUUCAAUACUUGGUUUAAAUGUUUUACAUAUUUUAAUUUAUGAAUGUCAGUGGUAAUGGUUGAGUGUAAAAAAACAACAAAAAAAAAACAUUUGGGUGGUACUAGUUAUAGUCUUGUCAGUUUUCUUGUAGUCUAGAUGAAAUGUGAUACUUCAUUUUUUAUUUUGGUAUAUAAUCAUUUAUAUGUGUGUGUGUGUGUAUUGGCGCUUUUUUUUCUUGUAUUUGUAAUGAAAUAUUUAUUACACUAUCUAAAGCUUUGAUAUUAUCUAUACAUGUUUAAUUCAUUAAUAGAUCUGAAAUACACUUAAAAGAACUGCUUUUUAUUUUUUUUUUCUUUGUAGAAUUCAAAUAAGUAAGCAAUAAAAAGUACAUUUGUUCUCAAGUUAUAAAAAUACUAGAAUAUAUUUUUAGCGUUACUUUGAAAUAAAUUAACCACUGAAUCUCAAGUUUAUCAAUUUUCAACUUUAUAUUACUUUAUAUUUGUUUUGUGUUUUACAAUUUAGUAUAAUAAACGUUUACAUUAAAAAGCAAA